UUCGUUAACAGCCGCUAACGGUUUGUUUCGCUCUCAGCGCUUCUCUGCCUCGCAGUGCCUCUGUCUAAAAUUCUGGAACCGCGUUCGCCGAUCCUUUGGCUCAAUUCCUAUACUCCUACACUCAGUUUGGAUCCAGCAGAAUGAAUAAAGGUGCAAGGAGCAACAGCAACAAUGCUGUGCCCAGCAACAACAACAGCAACGAUGUCUACAACAUAAUCGUGCUAGUCGUUGACAUUGUCAUCUUGAUUGCAAAAUUCUGGGCUGCCAUUUUUGAAUCAAUUGUGAAGCUGUUUGUGACCCAGGAGGAGGAAAAUGUCCAGGGCAAGACUGUCCUGAUCACGGGCACUGGACAUGGCAUGGGCAAGGAAAUGGCUCUGCAGUAUGCAGCCCUGGGCGCCAAGCUCAUCUGCUGGGACGUCAACGAGAAAACGAACGAGCAAACUGUGAAAGAAAUCAAACAGAAGGGCGGCACCGCGUUCGCCUACACCGUGAAUGUGACCAACCGGGAGGAGAUUAUCGAGCUGGCCAACAAGGUUAAGAAGGAGCAUGGCUUCAUCAGCAUUGUGGUGAACAAUGCCGGCAUUAUGCCCUGCCAUCCCCUCCUCGAGCAUACAGAGGGCGAGAUUCGCAUCCUCUACGACAUCAAUGUGCUGUCACAUUUCUGGAUCAACCAAAUCUUCCUCCCUGACAUGAUUGAGCGCAAUGAGGGUAGCAUUGUGGCGCUCUCCUCCUGCGCUGGUCUUUUCGGCGUCAAGAACUUGGUGCCCUAUUGUGGCACUAAGUUUGCUGUGCGUGGUUACAUGGCCGCCUUGGCCGAGGAGCUGCGACACAAAAAUCCUCAGAACAAUAUCAAGUUGACCACCAUCUUCCCCUAUAUGAUCGACACUGGACUGUGCAAGAACCCGCAUUAUCGCUUCCCCAAACUGAUGAAGCUUAUUUCCCCCAAGGAUGCAGCCAGCUCCAUCAUUGAGGCUCAGCGAAAGGGUCUAGAGGAGGCGGCCGUGCCCCGUCACUUUGUGGCCGUGGAGAAGCUCGGACGAAUGAUUCCGAAGAAGGCGAUGCGGUUGAUCGACGACUUCCUUGACGCUGGUGUCGAUAGUGAUAAAUUGUAGUUGCAAUGACCAUACAUCAUACAUACAUACAUAUACAAGUAUGUACGUAGUUUAUUAACGAAAAACAAACCAAAA
Scaptodrosophila lebanonensis is the source of this 1187-nucleotide messenger RNA. It is a transcript of the gene Ldsdh1, whose product is annotated as 17-beta-hydroxysteroid dehydrogenase 13. The coding region runs from base 141 to 1112 and encodes 323 amino acids. Lineage: Eukaryota; Metazoa; Arthropoda; Insecta; Diptera; Drosophilidae. The record is from RefSeq and is a predicted model, not a curated record. Gene Ontology annotation, molecular function: oxidoreductase activity, acting on the CH-OH group of donors, NAD or NADP as acceptor. Gene Ontology annotation, cellular component: lipid droplet. The transcript is spliced from 4 exons.